AUGCAAUAGUAAAAAAGUUAUUAAAUUCCUGGAUUACUCAAGAUAGGUAUGUAAAUAUAUAAAAUGAUUAUAGGAUUAUAGAAUGGAAAUUACCCAAUCUAUAUAUUAAUAUUGAAUCAAAUUUAAAACAUGAAAGAAGUUUGUCUUAAGAUGAAUUAAUAUUUAUAAACAAUCAAUGCCUUUAAGUAUUAUAUUUAAAUAAAAAUAGUUCAUAUACAUGGGUUAUUUGUAACUAACAAACUCUAAAAUUAGAAAUUAAAGAAGUAAAAUAAAUGCUGAAUUCAUUCUGCAAGUAUUACAUUUAUUGUUAUUGAGAGAAAUAUUCCUUUAUAACAAUUCUAAAGAAUUGAAAAAUUAAUUAUUGUAAGUGAUGCCAUCCAAUAAUAAUAAGCAAUUGAUGCAAUACCUAGUGCUUGGUCAAAAAUAUUAACAAAUAAAAUUCAUCUAGUUUUAAAGUAUAAAGAAUAAUUAUAUAGAUUGAAUGAAUUAAUGAUUCACAAAAUUGAAUUAACUUAAAAUCAGAUUGAUUUUUUAUCUAGAAUUAAUAAUACAUAUUAAGAAGAAAUUCCUUUUUAUGGAAGAGAUAUAUCAGAAUAUCCUAUUAGUUAAACUGGAGUUCCAGAAUUUUUAGAUGCAAUUUUAUAAUAUUAUGAAAGACAUGAUGAUUAUUUAAGAAAAUAAGGUAAUUUUACAAAAAAUUGAAUUCUUAGGAGUAUUUAGAAUAUCAGGUUCAAUUUAAUAAGAAUAGAGUUUAGUUUAAUAGUUUUAAAUCAGAAAUUAUUCAGUUAUAGAUGAAUAUGAUCCUGAUGUUGUAUCUACAGUAUUUAAAAAUGUGUUAUGUCAAUUAAAAAAACCAAUAUUUCCAUUUGAAAUGUAUGAUAUACUUAAAGAAACUGAAAGUAAAAAUAUUAUAAUAAAAUUAAAGUUAAUAUUAGUAAAGAAAAGUUAUUAGAGAUGUUUUAAGUAUUUUUUGCAUAUAUGCCAGAAGUUAAUAGGAAAACUACAAAAAGAAUAGCAGAAUUAUUAUUUCAUGUAGCAGAUUAUGAAUCUGAAAAUUUGGUAAAAUAUAAAUAUAAUUAUAUAUAUUUAGAUGGGAUUACAUAAUUUAUCAAUAGUAUUUGCCCCAUGUUUUUUAAGAUCAGAGUAGGCAGAUUUAUCUGAUUUUUAAGGAGCUAAAAUAGUUGUUCAUCACUUUAAUUUAUUAGUUUAGAAUGUUGAAUAUUUUUUAUAGGAGAUUAAGCCAAAUCGAAAUUCUAUUUCAUAAAAGCUUAGCCUUUGA
Molecule: messenger RNA, 1279 nt
Organism: Paramecium sonneborni
Lineage: Eukaryota; Ciliophora; Oligohymenophorea; Peniculida; Parameciidae
Source: the annotation of a GenBank genome assembly